GGAGCAGGGCAUACUCCACCGGAGUAUAAACCUCGUGAAAGUCUGGCGAUGUUUAGAAGCUCCGGUCACCGGCCCCCGUCGCCGUCGCUGACCGUCGGCGUCGACCCGACCCAACCUCCGGGCCCGACCUCCGGCUCCGGCGCCGACCCUCUCUCCCUCUCUCCCGCACCUGUCCCCGGUCCCUGGCGCCGACCCGACUCCACCGCCGGCACCGACCUUCGGUCCGCGGCGCCGACCCCGUCGCCGCUCCCCGCCACCCUCCGGCGCCAACGGCCGGUUCCAAGCCGGUCCCUCCCUCCCCCCCCGGUUGUGCAGACCCCCACCCCACCCUUACCUGUCCUGCCCAUACCCCCCCGGCGGGGUACACCAGCCCUUCCCCCAGCCAGCCGCCGCCCGAUCCCCAGCCGCCACCCGCCGCUCCGUCUCCAGCAGUCGCAGCCCCAAGC
This is a messenger RNA of Capsicum annuum, 446 nucleotides long. Its product is annotated as extensin-like. The annotation marks the transcript as partial. NCBI's taxonomy places the organism in Eukaryota, Viridiplantae, Streptophyta, Magnoliopsida, Solanales, Solanaceae. The record is from RefSeq and is a predicted model, not a curated record. The transcript is spliced from 2 exons.